AGACAGAUAAAUCGAUGUAAUGUAAUCUUCUACUGUUCUCACUGUUUUGCUUCCAGUCUCCAGGGGGCGAUGUUGCGCUUUUAACCUCGCGUGAACUGAGUGAGGCACGAAGAAGGUUGAACUGCGCGCGCGCUGCAGAGAUGGCAGAGAGCGGAGUUUCAGUGGGAUCUGAAUCCCUCCAGCUGUAUGAAGCGCAGUUCUUCGGCUUCACCCCAGAGACCUGCACUGUACGAGUUCAUGAUGCAUUUCGAGACUCCCUCAAUCACAUAUUGGUCGCUGUUGAGUCUGUGUUCGUGAAAAGAUUUUGUCCGGGCCAGGAUCCGCCAGCAGAGCUCCGACUGACAGCCCGUGAGAGCACCCAAAAACUGCGGCAGUUCUUACAGGAGCGCUUUGAAAUCAUGUUUCAGCGCAUGAAGGGGAUGCUGAUGGACCGCGUCCUGUCCAUCCCUCACAACGUCCUGCUGCCCGAUGACCAGCUGCACCAGAAGUACCCAGAAGGCAAAGAAGACCUCAUGAAGCUGCAGGACUCCAUCGCCAAUCUGCUGCAGGCUUAUGAAGCCGAGGUGUGCGCCAAGCAAGCGCUUCUCGCUGAGCUUGAGGAGCAGAAGGAAACUCAGAAACAACUGGAUAAAGUGCUGAGAUGGAUCGAGGAACUGAGAAUUUCAUGGAGGCGAGAGGGAAUGGGAAAUGUCCAAGACAGCAUUCGACACAUGAUGGAGACUGUGGGCCAAUUGCAGGAUGUUGUGGGAAAGAUUAACAAACGAAAUAAGAACCUGGAUGAAGUUUGAUGGUUGAUUUGCAACAAUUGAGACCUCCAUAACACAAGCGUCUGGUGUAAUGCGUGAUCGAGCCACCAGGGGGAGGCAAUGCACAAUCUAUUCGGGACAAUUACAUUAAUAUACAAGUACCAAGAUCAGUCUACCUUCAAAGAAAUACAUUUGUAAUCAGGAGAUUUUCCUCAGACAUUUGGAAUGCAGUCCAUCUCUCCUUCCUUAAAGUCACUGGGUUUUCUCAUUUACGAUUCAGUGCCUUUGAUGUUCUGUACAGUGAGAUCUGCAUUAGAUUAGCCCAAAUUUCCCACAGGCCCAUACUGAUGUGUCCAACAGCCUGGUCGGCUUUACACUUUACAGAAAGUUUCAUGUUGUUUGAGGAGAUAUUUUAAGGUCUUUCCCUUGAAGUUCAGAGGAGAAAGAUUUUAAGUUCAUAUUGAGUUGUACAGGACCUUAUCGCCCGCAGAGGAACGCCUACAUUUUGUACAUAGUCUGAAUCUAAAUUACAGUACAUGGAUUGAGUUGCUAAGCGCAAAUGUCAGUUUAAAAAAAAAAAAAAAAGUAAUAAACUAAUAUGCUUGUUUUGUAUGUAACUGUAAAUAACAAUAAAACUUUGUGUUUGCAUGAUACAUUCUUUUCCACAAAUUAAAUAAUUCUGUACUGAAAGAUAUUUGUAUGGAGAGGAACAAAUGUAACCUUUUCAGUAAAGCAACACUUAAAAAAAAAAAAUCUUAUUUUUAUUGUUUUAUGAAUGUUUAUAUAACCACAAAAACCAAAAAUGGAAACAAAUUUUAUUUCCAACAUAUUUCUUAAGAUGUAUAAAUACUUGUAUGACCAUUAAAAUAUCCAACUGCC
This is a messenger RNA of Cyprinus carpio (common carp), 1625 nucleotides long. RefSeq names its product protein MIS12 homolog. The record is from RefSeq and is a predicted model, not a curated record. Gene Ontology annotation, biological process: mitotic cell cycle; protein localization to kinetochore; kinetochore assembly. Lineage: Eukaryota; Metazoa; Chordata; Actinopteri; Cypriniformes; Cyprinidae. Gene Ontology annotation, cellular component: nucleus; chromosome, centromeric region.